Messenger RNA from Brenthis ino (lesser marbled fritillary), 1230 nucleotides. The record is from the annotation of a GenBank genome assembly. Lineage: Eukaryota; Metazoa; Arthropoda; Insecta; Lepidoptera; Nymphalidae.
AUGCCAAUUUAUUUAUUAGAGACUUUAGUAAACAAAAGACUGGAAUAUUUAAAAUCUGUGUUUAAAACACAAGGACUAGUUUACAGUGAAUAUAUGAUUGAUGGAAGUGUAUAUGACAUCGUUGGGCACUUUAUGCUGUGCAUUAUUGUAAUUUUAGAAGAUAAUGCCGAUUUUACACAGUUUUUUAUAAAGGCAGAAGAAAUUUUGUUUAAAUAUAGACUGAAAGCGCUCUUGGCUUAUGACUUAAGAUGUUUUGCAAAAAAACUGCUCAGACAAAUAAGGAAAAUUGAAUCAAAUUUCUCUCUACUUGAUCCUUUAAGAAAACUUUGCCAGCAUUUACUAUUAAAACAUACAGUACACCAUAUCAGCUCUAUUUCUUGUUGUGAUAACUGCUCAAAGCAUUUUCUGCAAGUCUAUUUUACACAUUGUUUAUCAUUUAUAGCAGACAGGCAGGUGGAAUUAAAACAAGGAUUAGCUUUAAUUCCAUGCAGCAAAUGGAAAAAUUACCUAAUAUCAUUAUUUAAAACCAACUUAAAAAAUCGAGUCUGUUAUACUAACCUGGAUACUCUAAGACAUGAUCCAAGAAUAAUUGAUUUACUUCACAAAGUAAGAAAAAGUAUGAUAUUACAAAAGACUUAUAAUAUCAAUAUUUUAAUGAGCUAUGAGGUUGAUAAUGCAUCAAAAUUAUUUCCACCUUGCAUGCUAAAUUUACAUCAGCAUUUACGACAGAAACAUAGACUUAGCCAUGACCAACGAUUUUGUUAUAGCCUUUUUUUGAAAGAUGUUGGCAUGCCUGUAAAUCAAGCAAUAAGCUUUUGGAAAGCUGAAUAUGAGAAGUCUCCAAAUGGAAAACAUAAUUGUUGUCACAAUUGGGAAAGAGAUGAAAAAAGAUUUAUGUAUGGAAUUAGACAUUUGUAUGGGUUAGAAGGUGGUAGAAAACACUAUCAAUCCCAAAACUGUCAAUUCAUCCAAGCUGCUGAUGCUUCCUGUUCAGAAGGUGGCUGCCCAUUUAAAUCAUUUGAUGAAAAAGCACUGCUGAAAGUAUUAGAAAUUAAUGAGACUGAUUAUUUAUUUGAACAAAUCAAAAAUCUACAAAAAAAUAGACAGUACAAUUCUGCUUGUAUAUCAUAUAUGCAAAGCAAGUUUCUUAUUAAUCUAAGUAAUAAUUGUGACUUAGCUUUAAAUUUUAAACCAAUAAAAUAUUUUAUGUUAGCUUCUAAUAAAGUAUUA